AUGAAACCCAUUAGUACAUUUGGUUGUGCUUUAUUAGCUGCUAUUGUGAAUGCUGCUUAUACCUCGGUGUUCGACGCCCUCUGGACGUCAAUUGGUGCCGAGGGAAACGAUUAUGAUCUUACACAUUUAUAUGACGAUUGCGUGAACGACGUGAACGGACCGUGGAACUCACCAACGGCGGCAGGCAUUGCUGCCACCGGUCUUGUUGUUGGUGGUCGCCUAGGUUGGUUGGCGUACAGGAAAUGGAAUAGUUUCGGCAAGGAAACUGAAGAUGCGGACCAGGACCAAGAAACAGACAAGAGGAACACCCAAACCCAGGUGUCUCUAGAACAUCUGGGACAACCGCAACCUGACCACGAACCAGAUGUGGAGGAACACCAGGAAACCGAGAAAAGGAACGUCGAAACCCAGGUGUGUCUAGAACAUCUGGGUCAAGUGCAAUAUGACAAUGAACCAGGCGAUGACAUAGAAAAUUCCAAAUUGGCAGACAUCUUGCAUCUUCAAGAGGAACUGCUUGAGGAAAAGAAGCAGUUAGAGGAAGAACUGAGAGAUGCUGCCAGUCAAAGAAACAGGAUAGAGGAAUGUCUGGAAGAAACACAAGAAGAAGUCCUGGUUCUGAAGGACGAAAUGAUGGCAAUGGAAUAUGAAAACGAGCUGAGUUUACGACAGAAAGAAACUGAAAUUGCGGCUGCCAAAGACGCCUUGGAGGUGGCUUUAGACCAGCAGUGCAAAACAAAUAACCUCUUAAAAGAGGCAGAGGCCCAGAACGAGGCUUUGCAACGUCGCCUUGUGGAAAAAGACGAGUUGAUAAAGCAGAAAAAAGACGAACUGGGACGGAAAAAUGAAGUCGAAGGCAGGGUGACAGAAGAAAGCGAGAGACUGAAAGCUGCUCUUCGACAGCAGAUGCAAGAAGUCUCAAGAAAGGAAGAAGAGCUGAACGCGCGCUUGAGAGAAGUCACUCAGAAAGAAAAAGGCUUCGAUUUUUACAUGAAAAAUGCUAAGAAGGAUCUGGAACAGAGAGAGAAAAAUCUCUCCCAAAAAGGAAAGGAGCUGGACAAAAAGUUCUCCAAUUUACAACAGGCGAAGAAGGACAUCAAAAGGGAAGAGAAGAAAGCAGAAAAGGCAGGGCAAUCAGCUCUGGAGAAGGAAAAUGUCCUACUGAAAUUGGAGAAUGAGUUGAAGACGAGGGAAAGAGCUCUCCUCAAUAAAGAAAAGAACCUCCUUCAAUUAGAAGAAAAGUUGCGAGGUAAAGAAGAAGCUGUCCUCACAUUGAAAAAUAAUGUUAUGAAGCUCGAUGAAGAGUUGCAAGCCAAAGAAGAGGCUGUCAUCGAAACUCAGAAUAAUCUGUUGAGAUUCGAUGAGAAACUACAGGCGAGAAAAGAUGAACUGGUGGCAAAAGAAGAAUCCAUCAGCCACCAAGAAUCUGUUCUGAUGGAAUUCGAUCAGAAAUUACAGGCAAGAGAAGAAGAACUGGUGGCAAAGGAAGAGUCCGCCCGCCAGCAAGAAUCUGUUCUAAUUGAAUUCGAUCAGAAAUUAAAGGAAAGAGAAGAAGAACUGGUGGCCAAGGAAGAGUCCAUCCGCCACCAGGAAUCUGUUCUGAUGGAAUUCGAUCAGAAAUUAAAGGAAAGAGAACAAGAACUGUUGGGGAAAGAAGAGUCCGUCUGUCACCCAGAAAUAGAAGAGGACUUACAAGGGCAAAGGCUCCCUCAAAGCGGGGCAAGUCCAGUGUUAGACGAUAGGUUACCCGAAGGUGAACCCAAAGAAAGUUGUGAGACACCCCCAGUCAAUGAGGACAAAAUUCUACCUGCUGGGGAAGAAGAAAAAACCGAAGUCACCGAACUCUCAAUUGCCGAUCCCCACACUUCACUGAAUGAAGUGGAGAAUAUUAAGGAAGAAUGCUUCAAAGAGAGAAAGGGGAAAGGAAGGAAAAAUAGACGCAGAAAGAGGCAGGAGAGACAGCAAGAGCGUCUUGAGGAGAAUAGUCCAGUGUUAGAGGAUGGGUUACCAGAAGAAGGUGAACCCAAAGAAAGUUGUGUGCCUACUUCACUGAAUGAAGUGGAGAAUGUGAAAGAAGAAGGCUUCAGAGAGAAGAAAGGGAAAGGAAGGAAAAAUAGACGCAGAAAGAGGCAGGAGAGACAGCAAGAGCGUUUUGAGAAGAAAAGUCCAGUGUUAGAUGAUGGGUUACCCAAAGGUAAACCCAAAGAAAGUUGUGAGACACCCUCAGUCGAUGAGGACAGAAUUCUGCCUACUUCACUGAAUGAAGUGGAGAAAGUGAAACAAGAAGGCUUCAGAGAGAGGAAAGGGAAAGGAAGGAAAAAUAGAAACAGAAAGAGGCAGGAGAGACAGCAAGAGCGUCUUGCGAAGGAAAACACCAUUGUUUCAGAAGCAACCGCCAGACCUGAAGUGGAAGACGGUGAACCUGAAGAAGGAGGAUCUGGAAGUCCAAACCUUUCAGAUGAGGAUGCAUCACUACCUGCUGGGAAGGUCGACGUGGGAAUGGCCCAACUAUCCAUUGCCAAUCCCAUCAACAUCAUCUAUGAUGUGGAACAAUUGGAAGAAGAAUGGAUAGAAGAGGAGAAGAAAGGAAAACGGAGAAACAGAAGGAGAAAGAGGCAGCGAGACCAGAGUGAAGAUUAUGCGCCUGUGAACAGUGAACCUGAAUCAGGAGUUGAAGAAAAUUCAAUAAUAGAGGACACUGUAGAAAUGGAAGACAACAACGAAUCACAUGAUGACAGCGAAGAAUCACAGUAUUGGGAAGACUCAGAAGAUGGGGAGUUCUCAGAAGAGCAAGAUGAGGAGGACGAGGAUGACUCAGAAGUAGAGGAUGAGGAGGACUCUGAAGAGGAUGAGGAGGACUCUGAAGAGGAUGCAGAGGAUGAGGAGGACUCUGAAGAGGAAGAGGAGGACUCUGAAGAGGAUGAGGAGGACUCUGAACAAGAUGAGGAGGACUUUGAAGACGAUGAGGAGGCUGUGAAGGAAUCAGAUCAAGAAGAAGAGGAAGUGGAUGAGAACUCAGAACAUAAGAGGCCUAAAGUUAAAGCUAAAGCUAAAACUCAGGCUCAAGAGUAUGUAUGGCGGAUUCCAGGGUUACCCAGGAAACGAAUUCCGGGACUACAGAAGAUGAGGCCGCCAAAUCCGCAAGCGAAAAAAUGCCGCAAGAAGACGAAGGAGCAAAAGAGCCAAAUGAAACAGGCUCGAAAAAAACAAGUCCAUCAAAAGGUUACAAGGAAUCAGUUCCAGCGAGGAGGAAACAGAUGGUGA
Molecule: messenger RNA, 3261 nt
Organism: Macrobrachium nipponense
Lineage: Eukaryota; Metazoa; Arthropoda; Malacostraca; Decapoda; Palaemonidae
Product: glutamic acid-rich protein-like
Exons: 1
Coding region: 1-3261 (1086 amino acids)
Biological process (GO): autophagosome assembly
Cellular component (GO): autophagosome membrane
Source: RefSeq, a predicted model, not a curated record